Molecule: messenger RNA, 2840 nt
Organism: Amoebophrya sp. A25
Lineage: Eukaryota; Dinophyceae; Syndiniales; Amoebophryaceae
Source: the annotation of a GenBank genome assembly
GCGAGCGGAUCUUUUUCAUCCUUAGCCUCCGCUUAUUCUCCGUAUUCCGACUGGAAGAGACCUGAGUCUGUGGAUAUCGUCGAUGUUGGGGGAAGCAGUGGAGGUGGUUCCAGAGACAGAGAGCAGAUGAAAAGUUUUCAUCAGGGAGCACAGCCUGAAGAUCCUCGUCAAGAUGAAGAUUUUCGGUAUCAAAACUCUCUUGUAGACUCGCAGCCUCAAGCAGCGAUAGCAUCAUCAUGUUGCGCAAGUAGUAGCUCACCACCUUUGCUUUUCCGACAGCACAUCAUCAAAACCUGGGAAAGGAGGAGGUCAUUGGAUAGUAACGUUAGGCCCACGGGAUUGAUAUCUCCUCAUCAACUCUCGCAGCAGAGUCUAUCGCCAAUGCCGUCACAGGGUACUAGGAGAGCCAGGCUCGCCUUUGUAGGAACAGCCGGAGGAGGACUGGAUUCAGGAGGACAAGCAAGACACGGAGACAAUAUCUUCAUUGAAGGAAAUAGAAGCGAACAAGAUCAUGUUGACGAAAGGCGCAAGUUCAGUACUUUUUCUUUCUUUCCUCCUUCGUCGGGAUUCGCAAAAGCAGAAAAAUCGACUAUGCCCCAAGCGCGGAUCCCGUAUUUCUAUGCACGUCCAACGCAAGCCAGUCGACAGAAAGAAAGAGCAGUUCCUAAAAGCCCAAGCAGAGCAUCAUCUUCUACGGACUGCUUCAACAGUCCACCUCUUUUGUGGAACACUUCAACGGAUUCACAGAGGCUCCAGAGAAGAAGAACAAUACCCACAGGGUUCAUAGAACGCCCUCGUAUUUUUUUUACUUCUAGAUCAAAAAAAGCAGGAAAUCACAUCAACGCUGUUGAUGAAGCUGAACGGCCUGAUCCAAGGCCUAAUGAUCCUUCUUCUACAAUAGGCGCUUCAACAACAACAGCCUUCACUUCCAGUAGCAGUUCUACAAUAGGCGCUUCAACAGCAACAGCCUUCACUUCCAGUAGCAGCAGUUCCUCCAGAAGUAUUUCUAGAGUCCCUUCUCCGUGUCCGUCUCCGUCUUUUAAGUUUCAGUCGCUGAAGAAAGCUGCGCGUGUCUGUGCAGCGUCAAGACUUGAGGAUGCGAAACGAAUUUCACAUAGUUGCACUAGGAGAGACCAGUAUGCUUCUGAACAAGGGAAAAGAAUUUCACAUAGUUGUACUAGGAGAGACCAGUAUGAAAUUGAAUCGUUGAAGGGGACGAAUGACAAAGACUCCUGUCGCGCAACUUCUAGUACGACAAGGAGAAGUGGAACUAGUGGAAUAACAGGAAGGACCAGCAGCAGCAACUUUGCAGCAGAAAGUACUAGUCAAAAGUGUAAAAGAACAAGUACAAGUGGUAGUGGUCAGCGCGACGACCGUAUUCGCGCAGCACGGUCAGAGAAGCAAUCUGCGAGUACGAAACAAAAACUUGAGGAGUUACAGUUAUGUCUUGAAUCAGCAAUAAUCAUGUACAUGUUGAGUAAGAAUCCUUCUACUAGAACAGAAUACUCAUCCUUCAAAAUGAUUGUGAUUCUCUUGACGAGCACUCUAUCGCUAUCUCUAACUCUUGCGCAAUGCGAUGCUGCUCGAAAGUGUAUCGAGGAAGGCAAAAAGCCUACGAGUCUCCAGUCGAGUCCUGGGGAAGCCAGUACAGUGGAUUCAACUAGAGCUAGUGGCAGCCCUCAAGGAAGCCCUUUGUUUUAUUUUCCGAAACGCUUAGAAACCACUAGUAGUAGUAGCACUCCUGAUGUGGACGUUGCCGCACACGCACGACAACCUAGAAGUAGCUAUAGCUUCACUUCAUCUUCAACAAGAACAAAUUAUCUACAACACAGUGGUGAUCCUUGUGGUCGCCUAUCUUCUUCAGGUGGUGAGGAAAUUAUCUGUACGGGAUCGGGAGGUACAUCAAAAACAGUAACUGUUGAUGACGAUAAAGAAAAGGCAUCUUCGACGGUGCCCGCUGAUGUAGAUGAAAACAAGCGUUCUGGUGCUCCUUCUAGGAGUUUCAAGACAUACAUUACGACUCGCACACCAGAAAUUCCACCUUCUGUCAAUGCUGUACAAGAACCUGUACCUGUACCUGGAUUUUCUUCACUUAUCCAGAAGAAAAAACCUGGUUUUUUGAAUUCGAUCCUGAUCCCUUCCAGCGUGUUGCUGCACCAGCCGCCAAAACACGCGAGCAUCACGUGUAGUUGUAGUUCUUCACUACGUCAGCCACAACAUCCAGCACAGGUUCCACUAACCACGCACACGUUGAGACCUCCCAAAAAUAUUUUGAUGGGGGAUUAUAGAAUCAGUUUCCCCUCCAGUGGAGCAUCAUCUUCAAUGUUGACUCACGCUAGGGUACCAGCCUCAACAGGAGCCACUACUACAACUGCAUCACCUGCUGGAAAUCUAAUAGAAGUAUCUCGUACAUUGAUAAAACCCACACCAAGCAGUGACCAAGCACCACCGCAAACUCAACAUCAACCUCCAGCGACUUCGUCGCGCAAAACAAUGCAUAGUGGACGUAAGAGCUACGCUGCCAUUCCCAUGUGACGAUGAUUUGGGCAUUAUCUGCUUAUUCUUCUUUAUCUUUUCCAUUUCUUUUCCAUUGAUCUUUUGCCUAACUCGUACUGCUUUUCUUUUUUCCUACUACUUAUUUUAUUACACGUACAACUACAUUUUCACUGACAGAAGAGGAUGACAUGUCCUUGUUCGCCCAUAGGGUUCUCCUCGCGUUGGGAUUUAUGGAUGUUAUAUUGGGGCUAAUAUGAAAAAAUCAUUCAACAUUCAUCAUCAGAGAAUUUGCUUCCAGACUACUGGAAGUCAUUUAAAGACAACGAAAUAGCAUUUCUAGGAAC